UCCAACCACGAGGCGCACCGUAUCCUCAGCCCAUCCGGACCCCGAACCCGCUCCCAGCGAUGACCUUGCUGCUGGCUCCAGCUGGAUUACCUCUCAUGUAACGGCUGAUUGCUCCAUCCUCGCAUCCCCCGGCCGGCAGCAGCUUCCACCGGCUCCUCCGUCCCUCCCCCAGGUUCCAACUCUCAGCUCCGUUCUGCGGCCAUGCGCCCCGUCGGUUCAGUUUCCCCCGGACAGCUCAGGGCGUGGAGCGCGCUGUGAGGUGGGAUAUCAGGUGGAUUUAUGGUCGUCGGAGACUAAAAACACCAGCCUAAGGAAAUGAGUGGAAGUUUGACCUGCGGGAGGAUGCGGGUGACGUCUUGGUGCGCCGUGAUCCUCCUGGCGCCGACGCUCUGCUGGGUUACAAAUGCCCAAGCCCCAAGGUCUGACACUGUAAAAUCUGGAAGUCCCAAAUCCACGCUAAAGCAUUUAUGGACAGAAGGCAGUAAGGAAAUGUCCAUCAGUAGGCUGUUGUCACAGACUCUCCAUUCCCGAGAGAACAGCACAGCCUUGGACCUUCGCUACGACACUCCUGAGCCCUACUCAGAGCAGGACUUGUGGGACUGGUUGAGGAACUCCACUGACCUGCAGGACUCACGGCCACGAUCUAAACGACGGCCCAUGGUUAAGACGGGAAAGUUCAAGAAGAUGUUUGGCUGGGGAGACUUCCAUUCCAACAUAAAGACAGUCAAACUCAACCUGAUGAUUACCGGUAAAAUCGUGGAUCAUGGAAACGGAACCUUCAGCGUCUACUUCCGCCACAACUCCACGGGCCACGGCAACGUUUCUGUGAGCUUGGUCCCUCCAACCAAGGUAGUGGAGUUUGACGUGGCGGCACAGCAGUCCGUCAUCGAUGCCAAGGACUCCAAGUCCUUCAACUGCCGUAUCGAGUAUGAGAAGGUGGAGAAAGGUUCAAAGAACACACUCUGCAACUAUGACCCAUCCAAGACCUGUUUCCAGGAGCAAACCCAGAGCCAUGUGUCCUGGCUGUGCUCCAAACCUUUCAAGGUGAUCUGCAUCUUCAUUUCCUUCUACAGCACCGACUACAAACUGGUGCAGAAGGUCUGUCCAGACUACAACUACCACAGUGACACUCCCUACUUCCCCUCAGGCUGAUGUGGAUGAUUAGAGCACAGAUCUGGGACUUCUAUCCAUCACAGAGUAAUGUGUUCAUUAGCUGUACUGCUCCUCAUCAUGUCCACACCAGUCAGCCAUCCCUCAUGGUUUUCUUUUUUCCAGGUCCUUAAAGAGAGCAGGUACUGUUGACUGUUAUAAAUAUUGGAUGUCCAUUCAUGUGCAAAAGUUAUUACCCUCUUUUUAGUCCUAUCUCUCUUUUUUGUGUAAAAACGUGAUGAAAAUAAUCAAAUAGUUGUGGGUUUUAGUAUUAGACAAAUCCAGUUACAGAUGAACGCCUUGGGUGAUUU
Messenger RNA from Cololabis saira (Pacific saury), 1460 nucleotides. RefSeq names its product neurexophilin 1 (gene nxph1). The transcript has 2 exons. Bases 316 to 1152 code for a protein of 278 amino acids. NCBI's taxonomy places the organism in Eukaryota, Metazoa, Chordata, Actinopteri, Beloniformes, Belonidae. Gene Ontology annotation, molecular function: signaling receptor binding. The record is from RefSeq and is a predicted model, not a curated record.